Molecule: messenger RNA, 2443 nt
Organism: Dermacentor albipictus
Lineage: Eukaryota; Metazoa; Arthropoda; Arachnida; Ixodida; Ixodidae
Product: Na(+)/dicarboxylate cotransporter 3-like
Biological process (GO): citrate transport; transmembrane transport
Cellular component (GO): membrane
Molecular function (GO): succinate transmembrane transporter activity; citrate transmembrane transporter activity
Source: RefSeq, a predicted model, not a curated record
UCAGUCCGGAGCAGAGCGCUGCCGGACGCGAGGUUGUACGGAAGUCACUGAAGAUGCCGUCUUUAUCCUCCACCAUGGCGACUGCGAAGGCGGUUGCGGCUCGAGCUCUCAAACUUUGGAGGCAAAUCUUGAUGGUGCUGAUCCCCCUCGUUCUGCUGCCUUUACUUUUCUUCGAAGACGCUCAGAAAUCUCGUUGUGCUUACGUAGUAGCUGUCGUGGGACUCUACUGGAUCAUAGAGCCCAUCCCACUCGGAGCAACGUCUCUGAUACCUAUCGUACUGCUCCCGAUGCUCGGCGUUCUUACGACAGAGCAGACAUGUGUACUCUACAUGAAUGAAACGAAUAUCAUGUUUGUUGGGACUCUGAUAAUGGCUAUCGCUAUUGAACAUUCUCACUUGCAUCAAAGGAUAGCCCUCAAGACUCUCUGCCUCCUGGGCACAGACAUCAAAAUGCUCGUGUUUGGAAUCAUGUUCAUCUCCAUGUUCCUGUCCAUCUGGAUCAACAACGUUGCCAUCACUGCCAUGAUGAUGCCUGUGAUUAACUCGCUCUCGCACGAGCUGCUUCAGGAGAGGCGCAGGAGCCUUUCGCGGGUCAACAUCGAUGUCGAGGGGAUAGCAGCACUCAGAGAGCGCGUCGAGAAGGCUGCUGCCGCCAAUGGAAACACCGGUCUCAUCCCACAACAGGAUGGUGGUGAAGAAGAGUCCGAUGUGGUGAUUCCGAUAAAGCCGAAGAAGCAGUAUCCAAAAAUCGACAAGGCAACCGAACAUCGCGUUCGUGUGCUUCUAUACCUCAGCGUCUUGUACGGCGCCAACAUUGGGACCAUCACGACCAUCACCAGUGGAGCUUCCAACGUCGUCUUCAAGUUCGUCAUCGAAGACCUAUACAAAGAACGAGCUCCUGUUGACUAUGCGCUGUGGAUGUUCUUCGCAUUGCCGAUUGCGCUGAUUGGAACGGCCCUCGUAUUCCUCAUCGUUGUGCCAUUCUUCUUCUCUUGCAAAAGCCCAAAUCUCGGGAAAGAAAGCAGCAACUACGCCAUGGCUGCAAUUCGUCGCAACUACAUGGCACUCGGAUCCAUCAAGUUUCACGAAGUUGCAGUCCUGCUCCUGUUCAUACUGCUGGUGUUUCUCUGGCUUUUCCGCGACCCCAUGUUCGCCAGAGGGUGGGCGACAUACUUCGGAGUCAUAAAGCCUAAGGACGCCACAGCAGUGAUGAUACCUGUGAUUCUGCUGUUCAUGAUUCCUUCGAAGCCUCAAAAGGGCUUCAGAGGCCCCGUCCUGUUGACAUGGAAAAUGGUGCAGGCCAAGCUACAAUGGAGCGUCAUUCUUCUCAUUGGCAGCGGUUUCGCCAUCGCCGAAGCCAUGCGUGUAUCGGGCCUGUCAGAGGAGCUGGGGCAGAAACUCGCCGAACUGGGCCAUUUGUCACCCGGUCCACUCAUGAUUUGCCUGAGCAUCAUCUGCUCCUUCAUGUCUGAGCUCAUCAGCAACUGCGGAACGUGCACCGUCCUUCUACCAGUUUUUGCCGUGCUGGCGGAGGACCUGAACCUGAACCCCUUGUUGUUCAUGAUCCCGACGACGAUCGCCAGCAACUACGCCUUCCUGCUGCCCGUGGGCACGCCGGCGAACGCCAUGGUUUACGAGCAUGGCCGGCUCACAAUAAUGGAAAUGGUUGUUCCUGGACUUCUGGCAAAGAUCAUCACCAUGCUUGUGACCGUGGUGGUAACAUACGUGCUGGGCGACCCAAUCUUCGGCAUGUUUCAAGAAGCUGACUGGGUGUCGGCUGCCACUGCAGGAAACUUCAGUACCACCACCGUCUCUGCGAAAACUUAGAUUCUUUUAUUGUGCGCUUUCCGGUUCUAGAAUUGCGUGAGUGCCACCUACGAUCGUGCCUUUGUGAAGCUAAUGGAUAUCAAAAGUGGACGAUGCACGAACGCUACCAAUGAGGGAACACUAUCAGGAAUAGGAAGUGUUGUAAAUACGUACUGGCACUGCACUAUACCUCACGUCUGCCUUAACUGAGAAACUCUCGUAAGAAUGGGGCCAACCAAUCCUGAGAGCGAACGAGAACAAAACGGGUGCAAAUUACACAAUCUUUAGUGUACGGGAAUACUUCGCUUUCUGUCUAUAACUUCAAAAUCACAGUUAUUCAUUUCCUUUUAUGUUGCUUAAUAAAAAGAUCAUCAACGAAUUUCAGUUUAGUACCAAGUCCGUUGACUGAUUAAGACAGACCCUGAUGUCCGUCGCUGCGAAUGACGUGUUGCCUGAGAAAUAUUCAUCUCUCGUGUGCAGUGUUUAAUAAAAGACUGAUGUGUUCCCUGAAGCACCCGGCACAAUAAUCUCCCAAUGCGAGUUGCACACUCAUGAAGUGAUAAGUACAUCCCUGCGCCGCUUGCAGUGACGCCGAUUUUAUGACAUUGAAGAAAUAUUACCACAAAUAAAAUGUUACU